Molecule: messenger RNA, 1081 nt
Organism: Onthophagus taurus
Lineage: Eukaryota; Metazoa; Arthropoda; Insecta; Coleoptera; Scarabaeidae
Product: purine nucleoside phosphorylase-like
Biological process (GO): nucleoside metabolic process
Cellular component (GO): cytoplasm
Molecular function (GO): purine-nucleoside phosphorylase activity
Source: RefSeq, a predicted model, not a curated record
ACCACUCAACAAUUUUGAUGCCAAAAGUAUUUUUAAAAAUAAUUUUGGGCCAGGUGUUUUUUGACAGGUUAUUAGCCUUCUUUCGAGUAAGAAAUUUGACAAAUCAAAAAAUUGUCAUCAUUCUAAAUUUAAUAAUCUAAAUUUAUAGUUAAUAAUUUUGAAGAUGAGUGGAGACGAUGGAAUAACGGUACAUGCUGUUGAGGAAGCUGCGAAGUAUGUAUCAGGAAAAAUAAAAGAUGUGGUUAAAAUAGCAAUAAUGUGUAGUUCUGAUCUUGAUAUCGUUUCUGAAAUUUUAACAAUAAGGCGGUGUUGUUGUAUACCUUACCAUGAAAUCCCAAAUUUCCCGAAAGUUGUGUCGAAGAAAUCGCAUCAAUUAAUUUUUGGUUACUUCCAUAAGCUUCCGAUUUUGAUUGUUCAAGGGAAGUUGCAUUUAUACCAGGGGUACACUUCGAGACAAUGCACGAUGAUGAUACACAUCUUAAAAGCUUUGGGAGUUGAUUAUUUAUUUUUGGGAAAUACUGGAGUUGCUAUAAACACAAAAUAUCAACCUGGAGAUAUCAUAUUAAUCAACAAACAUGUUUAUUUGAUGGGAUUCCCCGAUUUAUAUCCCGUGGAUGAACCGUUGAACGAGAAAAGUGGACCCAAAUUUGCAAAUCACUGCCCAAUUUACGACAAAAAACUUCUUUUAAAAUCAAAAGAUAUCUUAACUAAAGAUCUCGAAUUCCAAGAUAAACUACACGUAGGAACUUACGCGUAUUUAACCGGCCCGAAUUAUGCAACAGUUGCUGAAGUGAAGUUUUUAAAUGCUCGUAACGUUGAUGUUAUUGGUAUGUGUAUUGUACCGGAAGUAUUAGCGGCGAAACGUUGUGGAAUGAAAGUGCUCGCGUUCAGUUUAAUUACUAGUGUAUUCGUUAAUAACUACGAUAACGAUUCGGAAAGUUGUCAUGAUGAUAUUAUUCAAAUUUCAAACGAAAGAAGUCUUCUAAUGAAAGUGUUUUUAGAAAAAUUAAUUUCUUUUUUGUGUGAUUCAGAAGAAAACCAUUUGUUAUCGAAAUAUUAAAAUAACUUACCUACAAGUGUA